This is a messenger RNA of Danio aesculapii, 4406 nucleotides long. It is a transcript of the gene map7b, whose product is annotated as microtubule-associated protein 7b. The record is from RefSeq and is a predicted model, not a curated record. The transcript has 19 exons. Bases 156 to 2504 code for a protein of 782 amino acids. Gene Ontology annotation, biological process: microtubule cytoskeleton organization. Lineage: Eukaryota; Metazoa; Chordata; Actinopteri; Cypriniformes; Danionidae. Gene Ontology annotation, cellular component: microtubule cytoskeleton.
CUCAUCUCUUUCCUUACAGUCUGUCUGGCUGCAUCUGUCCGUCUUUGGUCCUGCUGUGAGCUAUUUAUGAGGGUUCUGAUGAGAGAUGUGUGGGUUGCUAACUGUUAGCAGCGCUGGGCACUAAGAGAGAGAGAAACAGAGGAGGACAGGGAAAGAUGCCGGCCCCCCUCAGGACGAGGAGGGGGGCCUGCAGGUCGGCUGUCCCAUCUCUGUCCACUAUCGCUGAGGAAGAGGAGGGACAGCGGAGACGCAAGAGACCCAGGAGAGGAGGAGGAGGAGGCUCUGACUACCUUCUCAGGGCAGAUGAGAAGUCAUCAUGGAGUCAGCCGGACUCAUCUGCCUCUGGACAGUACACCUACACUAUCCCCAGCCCCACAGAGAUGCACACCAUUACCAAACCAGAGCCUCUCAUGCUGAAGAAUGAUGAACGGCAGAGACUCGCCCGCGAACGCAGGGAGGAGCUGGACAAGCAGAACGCUGUACGGGGCUCCAAGUGGCAGGAAAGAGAGGAAAGAGCCAGGCAGUUUCACGAGAGACAGCUGGAGGAGCGCAAGAAAAGGCUGGAGGAACAGCGGAUGAAGGAGGACAAGAGACGUGCUGCUGUGGAGGAGAAACGACGGCAGAAGCUGGAGGAGGAGAAGGUACGGUAUGAGGCUGUUAUCAGGAGGACAAUGGAGAAGAGUCAAAGAGCCAGGCCCAAGUCAAAUCGCUGGAGUUGGGGUGGAACGCUUUCUGUUAGCGCCUCACACAACAGCGAUGCUGACAGAAGGUCAGUCUCCACUAUGAAUCUGUCCAAACACACAGAUCCGGUCAUUUCCAAACGCCUGUCAUCGUCCUCAGCCACCUUGCUGAAUUCACCAGAUAGAGCCUUACGGAAGCAGACAUCUUUCUCGUCGUCUUGCUUGAUUAAAAAAACACUAUCUAAAUCCCAAAUCUCCAGAGUGAAGACUCCUCAGGACAAAACAGCAGGUAUGCGUCGUAUGCCUCUUACUCCAUGGGAGAACACAGUGAUCAGUCGAUUACAGACACCAACACACUCCUAUCUGGCCAGGAGUCGCAGCGCCAUGUCUUUAUCUGGAGAAGCAGCCUCCUGUCACCCAAUGAGCUCCAUGUCCUUCAAGUCCAUCCAGUCACGCAGCGCCGAACGGCCAAUGAAAGCAGGCCUUAAUAUGGAGAGACCAAUCAGAGCAGGCUUUAUUCCUCCAGACAGCAGCACUCGCAGAAAGACCACUCAGAAUAUCAUGAUUGACAGGAAGGAUAAAGACAAUGUGAGGAAGUCAUGGAGUAACCUGUCGUAUCCCACUCCCAGUCUGAGCCUUUUCACACCUAAGAGAGCUCCUUCACCUGUCGGCCAUCGCAGCAGGGUCACCAAUCCAUCCCCUAAUAGCUCUACUGCUAAACCUCUUCAGAAGACACCAAACCCAAAAAAGUCCAGGUCUCCUCCUCCUCCAGCAUCAAUCCCUCUGUCUCAUAGCAAUCCGUCCUUAUCGCCAGGCAAUCUCAGGCCCAGCAGACCGACAUCCGAGAGUCUGAGAGUUACACCAGAAAGAGAGGCAGCCAAAAAGGAGGACGUAGAACCUCCUAAAACUGAACCAGAAGCUCCAUUAACUACAACAGAGCCUAGUGCUGAAGCUUCUGGAAGUCCUCCAGGAGGCCGUCCCUCUGCAGGCACCACGGAUCCAGAGGAGGCCUCUCGUCUGCUGGCUGAGAAACGACGGCAGGCCAGAGAACAGAGAGAAAGAGAAGAGGAGGAGAAGAGACAGCAGGAAGAGGCUGAAAGGCGCAGCAGGGAAGAAAUUGCCCGCAGGAAGGCAGAAGAGCGAGCGAAGAGAGAGGAGGAGGCACAGCGGCAGGCCGAGGAGAAGAGGAGAAAAGAGGAGGAGGAGAGGCGUUUAGAAGAGGAGAGAGCGCAGAGGGAGAGAGAAGAAGCCGAACGCCUGCAGAAACAAAAAGAGGAAGAGGAGGCUCGCCAGAAAGAAGAAGCUGAGCGUUUACGUCUGGAGAGAGAGAAACACUUUCAGAAAGAGGAGGCUGAGAGAAUGGAGAGGAAGAAACGCCUUGAGGAAAUUAUGAAGCGCACACGCAGGUCUGAUCAGAAAACCACCCCACAGAGAAAUGGAGACGUCAGUCAGCAGAGCGGACAGGAUUCAGGUUCAUUGUCUGCCGGUCCCUCAGUGAGUGUGUCUGACCCUCAGGCUUCUUCAGAGACCUUAGAGACGGUACUAAGCGACAGUAAUGGACACACAGGGCCAAGCUACAUUACACCUGUACUGCCCACGUCAGGUCACAGCAUGUCUGCGCUACUCCGAGAAAACGGCACUGUCAGUGAGGCCUUCGAGCAGGUCAUAGAGGUUCCUCUUGCGAACAAACUGUCCCGUCAAGAUGGAGAUGGAGAAGAGCUGGACAAAGAGGAGGAGGAGAAGAGGAAACAUCCUUUUUUGGCCUUCAGAGAGAAUGGCAGCACACAUAACGUGAGCGAACUGAAUGAGGAGCCGACGCUGUAGAGUUCAGAUGUAUGAACAUUUGUAAUGGUGGAAGUGCGACAUGCAACACAAGAAAGAGAGAUACUAAGAAAAUAAAGUACUUCCCUUCAUCUGAUCACAACCUAAAAUGGCAAACCAAACCAAAUCUCUCUCGGCCGUUCUCUUGAUAUCUGCUUCCGGUUAUCGUUCUCCCCCAAAACUGAAGUGGUUCGUUCCAGAAACCACAUCUUCCAUCACUGGGGGAGAAACCACUGAAGCCACAUCUAAUACUUGAAGAGAAAUAUGCUCUCUUUCGUGGAAGCUCUUGCGAAGUGCUGACCGUAAGGAAUGUGUGACUAUCGAGAAAAUGAUGUGUGUCAUGCCGGCGUCACUUUACAGCAAAAUCCUGUCGUUUUGCCCUCGAUAAGCCAGCAGUUUGAGUUGGCUGAACUCUCUGCUUAGUUUUACGAUUACUGUUUAAAUGAAGAGAGCAUACUUUCUUCCCUCUUUGUAAAGCUUGAACGGAUUAUUGCCUCUAUGCAUUCAUGCAUCUAUGGUCGCUCGUCUCAUUCCACCCCAGUAUACGCAGUUGGAGUGAACGCAAAAUGAUUUGUUUUUUCUAUUAAGUUUGGGUUGUUUGAAUCUCAAAAAAUAACCAACAUAUAUUUAACACAAAGUUAAAUGGAAUACGUGCAUAUUAUUUGUUAAAAUGAAGCAUAUUGUCCUCAAUCAUAAUUAUUAUGGCAUAAAAUGUAGAUACUGUGUAAAUUGUGAAGUGUGUAUAUAUGGAAAGUUACCAAAAUGUUCUACUGCCUUUAAUUUAAUGCUGAUUUAAAAAAUAAAACACCCUUUCACAUUCGAUUUUGUGUUAAAAUAUAUAUAAUUUCUUGGAGAUUCACCCAACUUAUGGUUUUCUAGCCGUGUUGUUUUUGUGUAGCAUUAAUCACAGACAUCCAAAAACAACUUCUAUCAUAGGAACAUACAUGUAUAUGCGAAGUAAUGUCUACUUCAUCAGUAAAUCCCAAACUAAUCAUUGAAAAUCACGAGAGUUUUCAAAAGCUAUAAUAAUAAAAGUAUGCAGAAUCUCUUUAAAUCUGAAAUGCUGCUACCUUUCGUCUUUCCUCUGCCUUAUCAGAUGAAGUGAAGUUUGGGGGGUUUGUUUAAGGGCUGAUUUGUUGUUGUUGAUUUUUGAGAUGUCCUCCUAACACAUUGCUGCACCAUUUAGCCAUUUCCGUUACAGCUCUAUGAAAUGCCAACAUUAAUUAGUCAAAUGGAAAACCAAGUAUCCUAUAUUGGUACCAAGUAUACUAUAUAGCAGUGUUUGUGAACCCUGUUCUUGUAGGCACACCAACGGUACAUAUUUUGGAUGUCUCUCUUAUCUGAUCUGGUUUUUGAGUCUCCUAAAGUUCUGAUGAGUUGAUUUAAGGUGUGUUUGAUUAGGAAGAGGAUGAAAAUGUGUACUGUUGCUGUGCUUUCAGGAACAGGGUUGGGAAACAUUUCUAUAUAGGACAUGUUGUAAAGCUAUUUAUUAGCAUAGGACUGUCUCUGUUUUUGUUGUGAUCAGUUUCGCUGAAUGUACCUUGCAAAAAAAAAAAAAAAAGGAUGAAGCAGCAGCAACAGGGAUCAAUUACAUAUCUCCAAUGAAGAAAUUGGAAAUCUUGAUAUGCAAACUCCUCAUAAAUGUUGCACAGAAUCUCACGUAUGAUGGCGGGUGAAGGUUUCAAACAAGCACAACUUGUUUACUGAGACGUCAGGGCAGAUUUCUCAGUCCAGACUUGUUUAUAGAGCAUUUCUGGUGUUGCACCCAUGUGUCCUUUACCUUACCGACAGCACUGAUUACCACUUUAAAAAAAAAAACAAGAACGAAGCAUUUUUUCCCAAACAAGUCAAUCUAUAUGCAUGUACAAAUGAUGAAAAUCAAUUAAACUUUUUAACUGGAAACCA